AGGCAUUUUUGUUUUCAUAUGAUUCUUGUGCCGAUUUAUACGAGGUUUAGAAUUCAAUUGAAAAUUUUCUAAUGCGAAGUGGGGGAAAGCAGAUGCAAAGAGCCGUCGAGCUGGUGAUUGUCUGGAAUAAACAGGUAUUGAAAUAACUUCUUGAUUUAGAAGAUGAGCUCCGUAAAAUUUAUGACAAAUGCUGAGAAAGCUGCUGUAGAAGAGUUGAGAGAGAAAUUUGUUGGAGAUCUGAGCCCUAAAUUGUACGAGAACACUCUUAUGUUUUACCGAUUUCUCAAAGCUCGAGACUUCAAUCUAGAUAAUGCAGAACAUAUGCUAAGAAAGCAUAUUCAAUGGAGAAAAGAGCAAGAUAUUGACAAUAUUUUUACUUACAAGCUUCCAGAAGUGUUAGAAAAAUAUGUACCUGAGAGCAGGUUUGGAUUCGACAAAGAUGGUUGUCCAGCCCGAUACAUUCCUUUGGGAAGAGCAGAUGGCAGAGGUAUCCAAUUAUCAGCAAAAUUCAAUGACAUCAACAAAAUAGCUGUACGUGAAUUAGAAUCUGAUUUACAAAUUUUGGAGGAUCAAUAUAACAGGUUUGGAAAAAUAUUAGGGGGAUGUACUUAUGUGUAUGAUAUGCGAGAGCUUACAUUUGCCAAAGCUACAGACAAAUCCCUCGUCGGACAUUUUGCUUACUUUGUUACAAUUUAUCAAGAUAAUUAUCCUGAAAUGAUGAAAGCUGUAUAUAUCAUUAACCCCCCUAUGAUCUUUUCUAUUCCUUUUGCAAUCAUCAAAGCGUGUUUAACAGGAACUUUACUCAGCAAAAUUUCUAUUUUGUCAAAAGAUGAUUGGAAAGAAGAACUACUCAAACGAUUUGAUGCUGAUCAGUUACCAGCAUUUUUAGGAGGAACUAUGACUGAUCCAGAUGGAAAUCCGAUGUGUUAUACAAUUGUAAGUUUUUUCCUAUUUAUUUACAUUUAUCUUCAUUCAAGAUGCA
Stegodyphus dumicola is the source of this 982-nucleotide messenger RNA. RefSeq names its product SEC14-like protein 2. The record is from RefSeq and is a predicted model, not a curated record. NCBI's taxonomy places the organism in Eukaryota, Metazoa, Arthropoda, Arachnida, Araneae, Eresidae. Gene Ontology annotation, cellular component: cytoplasm.